GAGGGCAGCAUAGCACUAGUCUGUGUAGUCAAAAGACUGAUGUGGUGAGGGGAUUAACCUGUUCUGUGCACUCUCUCCUGGUAGUAUAAAAGCAAUGGGCUUAAUCCAAAGUUUCAUGAGUUUACAUAAACAUACACGAGUUUAUGUGACACUAACACUACAGACACUGUGGAAGUCUGCCAAGAUACUCUGGGAUGAACACCAUCGGGGGCUUCAUAAAGGACAAAACUCCCAGCGAUGUCCCGGUCCUAUUCGCUCCAGCUGUAUUCCCUCUGGCACUUCUUCCUUUCUGCCCUCUGUGAAAAUGAAGGUGCAGUCCUCCUCAUAAAGUGCCAGCUAACACAACCGUCCAAGAGACCUGGCUACUCCUCAGGACUGGUGGUGUUCUUUUUUCACGAACUGUUGAGUUCACUCAUUUCUGUGUGCUUUCCAUCCUCUGCAGGUCACCUGCCGGAGUCCAGCCGAGUUUUGUCUCUCUUACUUCAGCGAGCAACCAGGGUCUGCACUUUCUGUGCUGUAGCUCGACAGUUCCCGGAAAACAGAAGUUUCCGGCUCGCUCACAGCCCUCCGACACCACCACCCUGCACAGGGUGCCCCGAACCGGAGGCGGUGCGGCGCUGCCUCCCUUCACCCACCCCUCCUGGGAGCUGCAGUGUUUUCCGCACAUGCAGUGCACGUCCCCCGCUGGCAGGCAGGCAUCUAGUAGCCGAUCUCCCUCCCCGUCCCCUCGGAGGCCCCAACCUACCCGACUCCUCCUUCAUCCCCAGCCAGCUCCGGGCGCAGGGCCCAGGCGAUGCCCUCCCACCCGACCCCGGCGCUUCCCCCGACCGGCUCCGCCUUUCCCUCCCCGCCUGCGGGAAGGCCGGGCCAGGUCGGGCCGGGUACGGGACGGCGGCGUUGUCGGCCAUGUCCUCGCAGCCGGCCCCCCCCGUCACGGAGCAGGUCCGCAGGGCGUCCGCCGCGCCCCGCCCGGAGGCCGCGGAGCUGCGGGAGGCGUCCCGCUGCCUGGUGGCGGACGGCGAGGGGCGGAGGGUGCCCUUCGCCGCCCUGUACGGGGAGCAGAAGGCCAUCGUGGUGUUCGUGAGGAGUUUUUUGUGUUACACCUGUAAGGAGUAUGUGGAAGACCUGGCAAAAGUCCCCAGGAGUUACUUACAAGAAGCAAAUGUGAGGCUUAUCGUUAUUGGACAGUCAUCUUAUCAUCACAUCAAGCCCUUUUGCAGUUUAACUGGGUAUACGCAUGAAAUGUAUGUAGAUCCACAAAGGGAAAUUUAUAAAACACUUCGCAUGAAAAGAGGUGAAGGUAAUAACUUAUCAGUGCAGAGCCCUCACGUAAAAUCAAGCAUGCUCUUGGGAAGUAUUAAGAGUAUGUGGAGAGCAAUGACUGGCCCAGCUUUUGACUUCCAAGGAGACCCCGCUCAGCAGGGAGGAACUCUGAUUUUAGGCCCAGGUAAUGAAGUUCAUUUUUUGCACCUUGAUAAAAACAGGUUGGAUCAUGUUCCAAUUAACACAGUUUUGCAACUGGCAGGAGUUAAAACAGUAAAUUUUACAAACAAACCCCAGAUUAUUGACGUAUGACGCAGAGAAAAUGUGUCAUUUUUCAUUUCUGCUCUACAAGAACAACGCUCCAGUGAAUUCCCACCAGCAUCACUACUCUUGCAUCUUUAUGGGACAUCUGAAACCAUAUCUAGACUAUCAGAGCACAGAAUAAACUAACUGGCACUGAAGACAGAUACUGAAGUGCUAUUUCCAUUGCAUGUAAAAUAACAAAAACUAGAACGCAACUGAGACUUAUUGCUAAAAUUCCUACAGCUUAUUAUUUUCUCAUGUAACAAUCUUGCUAACACAUUUAAAAAAUCUUCCUUCGGGAUGCACUAAACUAAAAUCUGGUUUUGCUCGGGAAGAACUUGGGAUUCUUGCCUUUCGCUAAAUCACAUCAGCUUUCAACCCAGAACUUCUCAGUGGUUUUCAAACCUCCAGCACUGUGUGGCAAUCUUGUAUUUAAAAUAUACUUUGGAAGCUCACUGUUGCAAACAGUGGGAUCUAAGCCGAUAACUAUUUUUGCAUCUGGCAAGGUUGAACUUUAUGAAAUACAUUUAAUAGUUUUAAAUAAAUAUUUUAUAUAUA
Molecule: messenger RNA, 2124 nt
Organism: Cygnus olor (mute swan)
Lineage: Eukaryota; Metazoa; Chordata; Aves; Anseriformes; Anatidae
Gene: PRXL2C
Product: peroxiredoxin like 2C
Exons: 6
Coding region: 238-1575 (445 amino acids)
Source: RefSeq, a predicted model, not a curated record